CGUAAUCGUCCCGUCUCACUCACAACCGGCCCCAAACGGCCCAUUAUUCCCAGACCUCACUCACUCUUCCCACUCGUCCCCACCCGGCAACACGCAGCUGCUGCAGCUCCAUCGGGGCCAGUGGCACCACGCUCAGCUCAUAAGCUGGUCGAAUUUGCACAAGUCAGCGGAGAGCGGCUACCUAUACAACUUGAAACGUCAUUGGCCAGUGUGACAUCUCGCACCAACCAAUGGAUCGGAAACGAGAACUUGACAGAUCGCUGUGCUCCAUGUGUAUGGCGUUUGGAAGGGCGCAAGCCUCCAGCGAAAAGCGGACAUUGGACGUGGCCGGCUUGGAGCCGGCUUGCACAGACAGCAUGUGCAAGCAACCUUCAGUCACCUGCGCCAGUGUUCCAAUACCUUCCCUUGCUUCACCUGACCGUUUGUUUGUUUGGUGCUCUCUCACUUCAAUCGUGUCUCAUUCCUCUUACACAUUCCUUUUCCCCCCCCUCAUGUCGGUGUUCUAUUCGAGCGACGAAAACGCGCCUCCGGCGGCUGUUUCACCUUGGAGAAGAAGAUGGUGGACCUGCCAAAACAUGGUAAUCAGCCACCGCUAUGCGAGUAUCGAACGGGAGUCCCUCUUUGGGCAUGAAAAAAAACCCCCCGGGCCGAUGCCGCCUAGGGUCUGGAAUCCACAAGUCUUCGUUCUUACGCGGGAUUGGGCAUUGGGACUGGAUUACUACCUGGAGAAAAUCAGUGACAAGAUGGGCCAACUCCGUCGAUAACAUUAGCACCGUGUUUGACGCCAUCGUGCAAGGCGUUGAAGAUCGUCCCGGAACUGGAAAGUGUUGGGGGGCCCGAUGCUUAGGCAGCAGA
Molecule: messenger RNA, 855 nt
Organism: Fimicolochytrium jonesii
Lineage: Eukaryota; Fungi; Chytridiomycota; Chytridiomycetes; Spizellomycetales; Powellomycetaceae
Exons: 3
Coding region: 231-764 (177 amino acids)
Source: RefSeq, a predicted model, not a curated record